UUGUUCUGUCCUCAGAAAAUCCGAAAGAAAGGAGGGAAAAACCCAAAACCCUAAUAAACUCCGAUUCUUGUCUUUCUCUCGUCUCUGUUCCUCUCUCCUCUUCCAUUUCCAUGGUGGAUUACAACUUCCCCUCAGUUUUUCCCUCUCCUCUCAUUUAGUUCUCCAAUACUUUUACUUUACAAGUUCAACACCGGAGAAGACGGAGCUUUGAGCGGCUUGUCCAUGGCGAGGAUUCUUCACGAAGCUUCUCUUCUCAAACGCGCUUUAUUCGCUGCAGAGGUAUUCAGAGGAGGGAUAGUGGGGAGUUCUUCCCAGCUUUGUUGUUUUUCAUCCAAAGGAAGAAGGAAAUCAAAGUCGGAUGGAAGUGACUCUGGCGAAGAAAACUUGUCAAAGAAAGAGAUAGCCUUGAGGCAAGCACUGGAUCAGAUUACUUCCUCAUUUGGAAAGGGAUCUAUCAUGUGGCUUGGUAGGUCUGAAUCUCCUAAAAAUGUUCCAGUUCUGUCCACAGGUUCUUUUUCUCUGGAUUUAGCACUCGGGGUUGGUGGACUUCCAAAGGGACGUGUUGUGGAGAUAUAUGGCCCAGAAGCUUCUGGAAAAACAACCCUUGCUCUACAUGUAAUAGCCGAAGCACAAAAGCAAGGAGGAACCUGUGUUUUUGUUGAUGCUGAGCAUGCUCUUGAUCCUGCACUUGCUCGGGCUAUUGGUGUAAAUACUCAUAAUCUGCUUCUCUCGCAACCUGAUUGCGGUGAACAAGCUCUCAGCCUUGUGGACACUCUAAUCCGAAGCGGUUCAGUUGACGUUGUUGUUGUUGACAGUGUAAGUAAGGUAGCUGCACUUGUGCCUAAAGGUGAACUUGAUGGUGAGAUGGGUGAUGCUCAUGUGGCAAUGCAGGCUAGACUGAUGAGUCAAGCUCUUCGCAAAUUGAGCCACUCUUUAUCCCAAUCACAGACACUAUUGAUCUUUAUAAAUCAGGUGAGGUCAAAAAUUAGUACUUUCGGAUUUGGUGGGCCCACCGAAGUCACUUGUGGUGGUAAUGCUUUGAAGUUCUAUGCUUCAGUGCGACUAAAUAUAAGAAGAAUAGGACUUGUGAAGAAGGGUGAAGAGACUUUGGGGAGUCAAGUUCAAGUGAAGAUUGUGAAGAACAAGCUUGCUCCUCCAUUUAAAACCGCUAAUUUUGAGCUGGAGUUUGGUAAGGGAAUAUGUCGAGAAUCGGAGAUCAUAGAGUUGGGGCUAAAAUACAAAUUCAUUUCAAAGGCUGGUUCACAUUAUAAUUUAAAUAACCAGAAUUUCCAUGGCAAGGAUGCUCUAAAAAGAUAUCUGUCUGGUAAUGAUAAUGCUCGGGAAGAACUUGCUACCAAGCUUAGGGAGAAAAUACUUGAUAUUGAGACAGAAAAGGAAUCCGAAGCAGAGUCUAUGGGUGAAAGCUCUAACGUGGAAAUUGUUUCCGGUGAUUCUACUGAGGAAGAAACUGUUGCCGCAGUUGAAGCGUAAGUUAGGUGGUAAUUUCAGAAUGUAAAAUUAAAGUUCUCUCUGUAUUCGCUGUUGGUAAAUUGCAUAUAUAGAUCGAAAUAUAGAGGUUUUUGUCUUUCCGGCCCUUUGCUUCUGGUCAAUUUCUUUUGUAAGGUUUCCAAGUUGCCAUGUGAUGUAGGUUUGAUCACGUUUUAUGUACAAGAUUCAUCAUUCGUGUAGUGAA
Morus notabilis is the source of this 1693-nucleotide messenger RNA. Its product is annotated as DNA repair protein recA homolog 3, mitochondrial. Lineage: Eukaryota; Viridiplantae; Streptophyta; Magnoliopsida; Rosales; Moraceae. The record is from RefSeq and is a predicted model, not a curated record. Gene Ontology annotation, molecular function: ATP-dependent DNA damage sensor activity; ATP hydrolysis activity; single-stranded DNA binding. Bases 223 to 1491 code for a protein of 422 amino acids. Gene Ontology annotation, biological process: DNA repair. The transcript has 8 exons.